Messenger RNA from Mercurialis annua (annual mercury), 1182 nucleotides. RefSeq lists its product as uncharacterized. Gene Ontology annotation, molecular function: structural molecule activity. Lineage: Eukaryota; Viridiplantae; Streptophyta; Magnoliopsida; Malpighiales; Euphorbiaceae. The transcript has 3 exons. The record is from RefSeq and is a predicted model, not a curated record. Bases 1 to 1182 code for a protein of 393 amino acids.
AUGGGUAAUCCAGCCGAGAGUUCAGACUCUAGUAAUCCAUCAGGAUUGACUUCGCUACACAACGUGCAAAGUGAAGUGCACCAACUCCUUGAACAUUUUCAUGCAAAAGGAAUUUUAGGUGAUUCACCAGAAGAAAGAUCUACUUUAGCAAAUGAAGUAGGAAAACUGGUAAAUGAAAGGUUAGAUGCAAUUGAAAGGGAAAAAGAUCCAACAACUAAAGCAGCCAACAUGAAUAAUAAUAAUCUGGCACAAGACCUUAGAAAAUCCUUAGGUUUGGUAGAAGAAGCUCCUCUACAUAUAGAUGACAGAACCUUUAAUGAGCUAGUCUCUACGAAGAGAACAAUGUACAAACCUAAUUAUCCACAUAGGACAAAAGAAGAAUUUGUACCUAGGGAUAACCCUUUGAGACCGGUAAUUAGCCCGGCGGCAUUUCUCAACUUAGAUUGUGAGAAACAUGCGUCCGAAAAAAUAGAUGAGUGGAUUACUAUGAUUAGAUUUACAGUAAAAUCAGGUGGUUACACUCCGGGAGGCGCCUACGAAUUGUGCAAAGCCACCAUGGUUGGUAAUGCUCAAAAAUACUGGGAAUCAUUAAUAGCUCAUACUCCAAUAAAAGAAGAAAUUGAUAAAGAAGUGUUUGCAGAUGGAGUACUAGCUAUAGUGGUAGACGCCUUGAAAAGAGAAUUUUGUGGGUUUUCGUUGUCAACAGAGUCAUUAGAAAAAGAGCAAUCUUUAAUGGCUUUAAUGAAACUACAAAUCUGUGACAUGUGCUAUUUUGAUAACUUUGCCUGUGAAUUUCAAAAAUAUUAUUAUAAUUUAGACUUGGCGGCCCAAAAUUACAUGUCAGAAUUAUUUUUUGCUAAACUCCCGGAUCCUUGGCCGGAAGUAGCAAAGACUGCAUUUCAACUUCUCCUAAAUGAAGACAAAGUAGUUGAUGGUUUAGGAGGAAGGAUACAAGCAGUGAGGUAUGCUAUGAGAAAAGCAUGCACUGAACUCCAAGAAGGUAUGGAUGUUCUUCUGGAACAGAAGAAAAAUCUAGGACUGGAUAUUCUUCAAAAAAGAAAAGUUUCAAAGGAUAUAGAAAAAGAAGAAUAUCAAGAAGAGAUAGAGAGGAAAGGAGGAAGUCCGAUAGACCAGGAAGGUUUAUUAGAAAAAGAAGUAACCUUAGAGACAAAGAUAGGAUAG